UACGCAAAGCCAAUUAAUUCAAUAGCCAAAACCAAAACGCAAUUAGCAUAAAAAUCUGAAAGAAAGAAAGAAGAAAGAGAAAGAUGAGCGGUGGAGCUGGGAAGAUUGUGUGUGUGACUGGUGCCUCUGGUUACAUAGCUUCAUGGCUUGUCAAGCUUCUUCUCAACCGUGGUUACACAGUCAAGGCCUCUGUUCGUGACCCCAAUGAUCCAAAGAAAACAGACCACUUACAAGUACUUGAUGGGGCCAAGGAGAGACUUCACCUAUUCAAAGCAAAUCUACUGGAAGAAGGUUCUUUUGAUUCUGCUGUUGAGGGCUGUGAUGGGGUUUUCCACACUGCAUCUCCCUUCUAUAAUAACGUCAAGGACGCAGAGGCAGAAUUACUUGAACCUGCAGUGAAGGGUACACUUAAUGUUCUUAAUUCGUGUGUGAAAUUUCCAUCUGUUAAGUGGGUAGUCGUGACAUCCUCUAUGGCUGCAGUUUUACACAAUAAAAAAGCUCAAACUCCUGAUGUAGUUGUUGAUGAGACUUGGUUUUCUGAUCCAGACGUUUGUAAGGAAGCAAAGCAAUGGUAUACGCUUUCAAAGACAUUGGCUGAAGAAAAUGCCUGGAAGUUUGCAAAAGAGAAGGGUAUUGACAUAGUUACAAUUAACCCAGCAAUGGUGAUUGGUCCUCUCUUACAGCCAAUGCUUAACACAAGUGCUGCUACGGUUUUGAACUUAAUAAAUGAUUCGCAUUGACUCGGCUCCAAUUCGUGCUGACUCGGCUCCGAUUCGUGCCGACUCGGCUUCGAUUUGCACUGAUUCCCGCCGAACCAGGCCAAUUCAGCCAGAAUUGAGUCGUAUCGGCCGAAUUGGAUCGUAUUGGCUGGCAGCCGAAACUGACCGAAACGGCCGAAAUAUGCCAAAAUCAGCCUUGAAACAUGCUGGAACAGCCGAAAUCGGCUUUGAAUGAGGCCCAAACAUCUUAAAUCUGUCCUUCCUCUAUUUUAUUUUGAAUAUUUGUUACUUUUUUUGUGUUUUCUUUUUUGUUUUGUGUUUUGUUGUGUGUUUCUUGCCUUCUUCUUUCUUUGUUUUGUGAACCAAGGACAUAUAAUGUAUUUUUUAAGAAUAUUUUAAUAGUAAAAAUAUAUAGAAAAUAUAAAUAAUAUUUUUUUAAUCGCCACACCUGCACCCUACUUUUUCAAAAAUUACUGAGUCCUGCACCCGUGCUUGAUAUAUGUUAAGUAAGCAGUUGAUGCUAGCUAAUUUUGUCCCGUUUAUCUUUUGUACAAAAGCCAUUCCUGCUCUACUUUGUUGGAUUUCAAUGAUAGUUAUUCAUUUUCCUUAUGUUGUUGCUAUCUUAGUACACACCUAGGAUACCUUGUGUAUUGAGAAGCUCCCUUUUUUUCUUUUCCUUCCCCCUAAUAAAACUUUAUUAUUCAUCAGAAAAAAAUAUCUUUAUUUG
Messenger RNA from Quercus robur (English oak), 1446 nucleotides. Its product is annotated as phenylacetaldehyde reductase-like. The coding region runs from base 84 to 740 and encodes 218 amino acids. The transcript has 5 exons. Gene Ontology annotation, molecular function: oxidoreductase activity, acting on the CH-OH group of donors, NAD or NADP as acceptor. NCBI's taxonomy places the organism in Eukaryota, Viridiplantae, Streptophyta, Magnoliopsida, Fagales, Fagaceae. The record is from RefSeq and is a predicted model, not a curated record.